Coccomyxa subellipsoidea C-169 is the source of this 2224-nucleotide messenger RNA. Its product is annotated as DEAD-domain-containing protein. The transcript has 11 exons. The record is from RefSeq and is a predicted model, not a curated record. The coding region runs from base 178 to 2073 and encodes 631 amino acids. Gene Ontology annotation, cellular component: nucleolus. Gene Ontology annotation, molecular function: RNA helicase activity; nucleic acid binding; ATP binding. NCBI's taxonomy places the organism in Eukaryota, Viridiplantae, Chlorophyta, Trebouxiophyceae, Coccomyxaceae.
UCCAAACUUCCCAUAAGUUUAUUCCAAUUGUUAUUCUUGAUCGCACACUUCGAGGCCAGCGUUUACAUCGACUAGCACUUGGACCAGCAUACUCUUCUGUGGUGGCCUCCCACUGAUCCGCGAGAACGUAUCUUACAGGACAUCAAUCAGCUUAGGAUAUACUACUUAGAUCGAAGCAUGGAAGAGCCUGAAUCCAAGGCACCUGCAGCGAGUACCUUUGCAGACUUGGGACUGGACCCAAGGCUGCUUCUUGCCUUGGAGAAACGCCAGUACGAGAAGCCAACAACUGUGCAGGCAGCCUGCAUACCAGCGGCCCUGGAGGGCAAGGACAUAGUGGCGCGUGCCAGGACGGGCAGUGGCAAGACGCUGGCGUACCUCCUCCCCGCGCUGCACAAGAUCCUGGCCGUCCCCAAGGACAAGCAGCGCGCUGGCUGGCAGGCCCUCAUCUUCGUGCCCACCCGGGAGCUCUGCGAGCAGGUGCGAGAGGAGGCGGAGGCAGUGGCGACGAGGUGCAAGGCGGACAUCCGGGUGUCAUCGCUGGCGGUUGACUCCGCGGCUGUGCAGCGUGACAUCUUCCUGCACAUCGGGCAGAUCGUGGUGUCCACCCCCGGCCAGGUGGCACAGGCGCUGAAGGAGGGCCGGUUGCGCGCGGCAAGUUUCCAGCCGGACGAGCGCAUGCGGCGGCCGGGGCUGUCGGUGCUGGUGCUGGACGAGGCCGACCUCAUGCUCUCCAUGCCCGGCUACGAGGACGACCUGCGCGCCAUCGCACCCCUGAUUCCGCGCAGCUGCCAGUGCAUGCUGAUGAGCGCGACGAGCAGCGAGGAGGUGGAGCGGCUGCAGAAGCUGGUGCUGCACAACCCCACCACCCUCAACCUCCUCGGCAGCGACGCCGACGGCAGUGGCGCCGCCGGCCCCGGCCCUGGCUCCGCCGCUGAGAUUGAGCACUUUCAGAUCGCCUGCGACAGGAGCGACAAGCUGCUGCACACGAUGGUGCUGCUCAAGCUGGGCCUGGUGCGCAAGAAGGUGCUGCUGUUUGUCAACUCCAUCAACGCCGGGUUCCGCCUCAAGCUCUUCCUGGAAGCCUUUGGCAUCCGCAGCGCCGAGUUCAAUAAGGGCAUAUUUGACUACCUCAUAGCCACAGACGACCCGGCCAAGAGGCUGGAGCAGGAGGAAGAUGCAGCAAAGCCGGCACCACUGCCGAAGCCAGCCGCGGUCAAGGGGAGGGGGAAGGGGAGGGAUAGAGACAGCAGGAAGCGUGGCCGCAAGACUGAGAAUGACAACGAGUUUGGGGUGAUCCGGGGGAUUGACUUCCAGGGGGUCAAGACAGUCAUCAAUGUGGACGUCCCAGAGAGCGUGCAGACGUAUGUGCACCGGGUGGGCCGCACAGGGAGAGCUGGGCAGGCAGGGACGGCCAUCUCAAUCUUCACGCCAGCAGACAGCGAAGUCAGGGAGCAGUUGGAGCAACAGCUGGGCGGACAGCCUGCUAGCACCUCUGGCACUGGUGCAGAGGAAGAGCAGCAGGCAGGCCUGAGACGGUUUGAGCGGCUGACCAAGGCGUCGGUGGAGGGUCUGCGCUACAGGGCAGAGGACAUUGCACGCUCGCUCACCAAGUCCUCCAUCAAAGAGGCACGCGCGAAGGAGCUGCGGCUGGAGCUGCUGAAUUCGCGGCGGCUGCAGGCCCACUUUGAGGAGCACCCGGCUGACCUUGCGCUGCUGAAGCACGACAAGCCGCUCGCCAAGGCCGCCGCGCCCUCCCACCUGAAGCACAUCCCCGCCUACCUCAAAGACCCCGCCGCAGCGUCCGGCCGAUCAGCCUCCGGCAAUGCUGGGCCGGGAAUGCUCCCACAGAAGAAGAGGAGGAAGAUGGAGCGGGGGAAGGACCCGCUCAAGGGGGGGUUUGUGAGGGCCCCCAAGCGCGGAGGCGACGUGGGGGAGCCACUCACAGAAAUGGAGCAAGCUGCGCAGGAAGAGGGCGAGAAGCUGGCAAGGAAGCUGGCCAAGAAGCAGGGCAAGGCCGGGACUUUUGUGCCUAAGAGGAAUGUGCGCAAAGCCAAGAACUUCAGGCGGCAAUGAUUUAUGUCUGUUGAGACAUAACAAAGUAAAUCUGAUAGGCUGCAGACUACCGUAGUACAGUGGGCCCCGCAUAUGUGGCUGCAGACGCCCUGCGUAUAUGCCCUACGGCCUCUGGCUUUGGGUUCGCCGACCAUGUAAUAAUAAUAAUAAG